Messenger RNA from Aspergillus steynii IBT 23096, 1518 nucleotides. Its product is annotated as MFS general substrate transporter. NCBI's taxonomy places the organism in Eukaryota, Fungi, Ascomycota, Eurotiomycetes, Eurotiales, Aspergillaceae. Gene Ontology annotation, cellular component: membrane. Bases 67 to 1518 code for a protein of 483 amino acids. The record is from RefSeq and is a predicted model, not a curated record. Gene Ontology annotation, biological process: transmembrane transport. The transcript is spliced from 6 exons. Gene Ontology annotation, molecular function: transmembrane transporter activity.
GAUUGCAACCGAAGCUUUAGAACCACCCAAAGCUCAGCAAUCUAUCCAUACUUGGAUGUCAGCAAAAUGGCUGACAUCGAUUCCAAAUCCUCCUCGCAUCAUGUCGAAGCGACCGUCAAACCCAUAGACAGACAAGACAUACUAUUUGACGGUCUAUCUGAUGAGGAGACCAAAGCAUUAGAGAAACGCUUGGUGCGCAAGAUCGACUUGCACCUGAUAUCCUCCCUCUUCCUUCUGUUCAUAUUCAACAUCCUAGACCGCUCGAACAUCGCCAAUGCUCGUCUUGGAGGAAUGCAAGAGGAUCUCGGCCUUUCAGACACGCAGUAUCAAACAGCCGUGGCUAUUAUGUUCGUCGGGUAUCUCCUGGGUCAGGUCCCAAGUAAUAUUCUCCUGACUCGGUUAAAACCCUCCCGCUACCUCCCCACGGCUAUCUUUAUCUGGGGAGGUAUCUCGCUCUGCAUGGCAGCGACUAAGAAUUUUGCCGGAGUCAUGUGUGUGCGUGUCUUUUUGGGAUUUGCCGAAUCGCCGUUCUUUCCCGGAGCUUUACUAUUGAUCAGCUCCUGGUACAAGCCUUCGGAAAUCGCUGUACGUGUGGCAAUCGUAUACUGCGGCAACACGAUUGCGAAUGGAUUCGGUGGUAUGCUUGCUGCCGGUAUUAUGAGUGGACUGGAUGGCAAGGGUAACCUUGCGGGAUGGAGAUGGCUGUUCAUUAUCGAAGGAGCGGGUACGAUGGUCGCUGGAGCCCUUGCAGUGGCUCUUCUCCCUGACUUUCCUCGCUCUGGACAGCGCAAAUGGCUGAACGAGCAGGAGCAACGAUUCGCGGAAUGGCGUCUUGCUCGCGCAGCAAACGACGAGGUCGAUGAGAACGGCUCCGUCAAGGAGGGACUGAGAGACGCAGUGACAGACCCCAAGGCCUGGCUUCUCAUCCUGAUCCAAGUUUGCCAAUUGUCUUCGCAGACAUGGACGUACUUCUUCCCUACAAUCGUUAAAACUCUAGGCUUCAACAACAUGAUGACCCUACUGAUCACAGCACCGGUAUACGUAUUCGGGUUCAUCACCGCACUCGGAAACUCCCUGAUUGCGAACCGCACCAACCAGCGCGCCAUACUCAUCGUCUGGCCGCUCUGCAUCGACAUCGUGGGUAACAUCAUGGUGAUAUCAUCGCAGGCGACAGCUGUCCGCUACACAGGGAUGUUCCUCAUGUGCGCUGGAUCCUAUUCGGCGUUCAACGUAGUCCAGGCGUGGAUUGCCAGCACUAUUCCGCGAACCAGGACGAAGCGAGCGAUUGUGUAUGCGUUGGUCAACUUGUUCGGUAACUCGUCCAACAUUUAUGGCUCUUACUUCUUCCCGACGUCAGACUCGCCUCAGUACAGGCCUGGGGGUAUUAUCUUGUCGUCGUUUGCGGCCGGCGGGAUCGUGAUGUCGCUGCUUCUUGCGGGCUAUCUUCAUCUCUUGAACGUCAGAUCACGCAAGGCCGAGGAUCAGGACGGUCAUAUACGCUACAAGUACAUUUGGUGA